ACUGAGGCUCAGGACCAGCUCCAGAAAGGUGCCAUUACCUCGGUGGACCUCGUAAAUGCCUACCUUGACCAGAUUGCACGCCACAACCACGCUGGUCUCCAUCUCAAUGCCCUCAUCUCAGUCGCACCUCGCGAAAAGCUGAUCGAUGUUGCAGCCAAAUUGGACGCUGAACGCCAGGCUGGGCGAUCUAGGGGUCCCUUGCAUGGAAUACCUAUCGUCUUGAAAGAUUGCAUCUUGACAUCUACCCAAGCCCUCGGCUUACCGACGACACUGGGCUGCCCCUGUUUCGCAUCGGCAACAUCUCUGCAUAGCUCUCCGCUUGUGGAUCGAUUGUUAGACGCAGGUCUCCUGAUUAUAGGCAAAGCAAAUAUGACCGAGCUCUGCGGACUCAAGAUGCGGCCUAACACGGCUGGGUGGUCGGCUCAAGGCGGUCAAACCCAGAAUCCGUACAUAUUCGGAGGCUUGGANAAAGAUGAAAAGUUCAUUGGCAAUUCAUCUGCCGGAGGAUCUUCUUCAGGAAGCGCAGCAAGUGUCGCUGCGGGGUUUGCACCCCUAGCUCUAGGGACCCAAACGGGUGGAUCGGUAAUACUCCCAGCAAACAGAGUUGGGCUUUAUGCAUUGGUCUGUGGUCAUGGGACGGUACCGACGCAGGGGAACUACUGUCUUUCCCGAGAAAUCGAUUGCAUCGGCGCAAUGGCAAAGAGUGCCACCGACGUGAAUCUACUAGCCUCGGUCAUCAUGGGUAAAGACAUAUUUCCUGAAUCUGAAGAAGAUUGCAGCUUCAGAGACAUGAGAGUCGGACUUCUGAAUCCAAAGAUCUGGCAUCUUCCAGGGAACGAUUACUGCGACUUUCCAGGCGAUACGAGGUCACAGAUCGAAACAGCGUUCAUCGAAGCUUCGNNUCAAAGAUUAGGAGCGAACAUUAGGAACGAUCUCGAGUUGAGCCUUCCAGGAAAGAAUUCCGAAAUCCAAGGCAAAAGCCUAGGAUACGAACACUGCAUGCAAAGAUUAAAGGGUGGCGACUUUACUGCGUUUGCGGCGCAGUAUCAGGAUAGCGAGGUACGCACCUUGGAGCAGAUGGUUGCGCGGAAUGCAAAGCAUCCAGACAUAAGUACGCCUCCAGAUGAACUGAUUCAUCUCCUAAGCAAUACUUCCACCCCUAAAGAAGGUCAACUCUGGAGGCGCGAGCUAACGAAGCAAGGCAAAGCAGGACUCGAUCCUCUUCUGCAUGAAGUGGAUGUCCUAGUGGCUCUCGCUGAUAGCAGUCUGUGUAGUUAUUCCUCAGCAGCA
This is a messenger RNA of Aureobasidium musti, 1290 nucleotides long. Lineage: Eukaryota; Fungi; Ascomycota; Dothideomycetes; Dothideales; Saccotheciaceae. The record is from the annotation of a GenBank genome assembly.